GAUUGCAUCACAUCCGAGUGAGUUAUCUGAGUGAGUCUGAGGGUGUGUGAGUGAGUUUUUUUUUUUUUUCUUUUUUCUUCCAUUUCACUUGUUUAGUCAGAUCAGGAAGUGUGAUGCUGUGACAGAAGAGGAGGAGGAAGCGGGCACACAAUGGCACUAUGUUUGCUCCUCGGCCUUGUAACAUGAGAGGCCCCCAGCUGAAGACCCUACUGUUUCUGCUGUUUCUGCUGCUGACCGCUCUGACACAGACAGGUAAGACAUGAAGAUUAGUUUCUUCACUCUUUCAACAGCGCUUUCACCUUUCCUGUCUCCUCCCUGAUUUCUCUCUCGGUAUUUUUCUAUUGACUGUUAGUGUAACUUCUCUCCUGGGAGUAAAGACUGCUUUUAUGAGCACUACAGACCAUAAACCUUAAUUUUUGUGAAAGAAUAAAAUCAAUAAUAGUGGAAAGAGCCUCAAGGUUAAAGUUACAUAACUUGUGGGCACCAAAUUCCUCUCUUUUGAGUUUGGACUUUUAUCAUCUCAUUAAACUUUUCAACUUAACAAUUCCAUUUCACACAAUAAAUCCUGCUGAUGGUUUAAAAUGUGUUCUUGGUUUUCUAAUCUGGUUUCACGCUAUUUUAAGAUUCUACUCAACACACCAUUUCCUGUCAGUACGAUCAAAAGCUUUUACUUUGAAACACUUAAAUAGUCAUCUAAAGCCACAUUAUUUUAUUUGCUUUGCACUUUAUAAAAAGCACAGUGGAAGAUUACUGACGACCAAAUUAACAAUUUUGCUUUUAACACUUUUAAUUUAUCGUUUGAUGUGAUUUCUGCAGUGUGUUGCCGUUCUUUUAAGUCAAACUCAGCCAGGGCUUCCCUGAAAGGGAGAUUUUGUAUCUCAGUGGAAACAUUCAUUUAUCUGUAAAAAAUUAUUCAAAGGAAACAAAAGCUCUUUAGUGGAUUUCCUCUUUUAAAGCCUCAAAAUCUUUAUCUUCUCUUGGGCAACAAAACAACAUGACAAAGCCAUGUCGGGAACAAAUUGCUCAACAUGUUUUAAAAUCUCCGCCUACUCAGACUCAAUUUCGCAAGAAUUCAUUUUUAAUUCUUAUAGCAACCGCUACAAAUCAUGUACACAGGUGUUUUUAAGUUACUAUGUAACCUCACUGUGACAGUUAUUCAACCCCACUGCUGAUCUUAUUAUAGACAGGCCUGUGGAGAUAACACUCUGGUUUCAGUUAUGGUUUUCACGGUGGUGCUGCACAUGUUUUCUGUAAAGUUUCACUGCAUGCUCUUUAGUGACAAGACAGUGUGUUGACACAUGAAGUAAUGCACGGUUUUCAAUUGCAGCGUUGUGUCAGGAAGAAGAUGGUGUUGAGCCAGACGUAACUGAGACAGAGGAGGAGACCACUGACCUAGAAGCAGCCGUUGAAGAUGAAAUAGUGACCCCAGGUAAGAUGUGAAAAAACACCAGGAAUAAUAAUGCAGCCAAAAGUAGAUGGAUGGUGGUAAUUUUUCACUGAACAUAAAAUGUGAAUGGCUUUAUAUUUGUUCUUUCUAAGAAUAUAUUAAAAUUACUAUGGAUACAACUCCUUCAGUGACAGGCUGUUAUCAGUGUCGUCCCACACUGACAGAUUGAGGAGGUCAUUUGUCCCCCAGGCCAUUCGGCUCUUCAACUGCUCCCUCUGAGGGGCCCUGUCUACAACAUAUCCCAUCCAUGAACAAUCAAUCAGCAUCUGCAUUUUUUGCACUACUGCAUCCAUUUGCACUGUUUACUGUGCCUUCGUAAUGCUGCACUACUGCCCUAUGGUCAUGUUUAUACACUGUUUUUAUUUAUUCUUUAUUUAGUGUAAAUAUUGUUACAGUAUUUGUAUUUGUAGAAUGUGUACUGUGUUUAAGUGGUGCUGCCUCUGUUUUUUUUAAUGAACAUCUGGAACGAUUUAAGUAUCUGUCUAUCUGUCUGUCUAUCUAUCUAUCUAUCUAUCUAUCUAUCUAGAUGAUGAUCAUCGCACACUCUACAUUCUGUUUAUUUCUUGUUCUCUCUUGAGCAAGAGAGAAUAAUAAGAUCAGCAGCAUACAUGUGGUGUGCCCACCUUUGACUGAUUUAUUGUUAAUAUCUUUCAAUAAGUGAUACUUACCAUAAAAGUGGGCUUUUUUACUCAGAAUAAGCACAGUACUUGAGAUAUACUUGAUUGCUGCCCUUUAUUAUUAUCUUGCUAUUUUCUGUUGUUGUAUUCUUUGCUUUUCCCACAUUUCAGAGGAAAUACUGAAUCCCUUACUUCAGUACUUCUGUUUCAAACUCACCACACCCUGUGAUUACUUCAUUUUCUGUUCAUAAAUUCUUGAGAUAUCUUGACUGGAUUAAUUCAACUUCGGGGGAGUAUAGUAGGUUUACAUCGAUAACGGUUAUGUUUUUUUUUUUUGCCAUCCCCUGAUAUUGAAUCCAGUUUUGUACUCCUAAUCUCUGUACUUACAUUCUCCAAGGGACUUCAUUGUUCUGCAUUUAAAUUAAACUGUGUUUCAGUCAUGAUAGAAGAGGAAAUGUGGAAAAAAAUCUGGGAUAAAGCGAGCGAAAUUACAGCCUGUAAUUGGACGAUAGUGUCACAACUCAAAAUAUUACACAGAACUCAUGUGGCUUUAUACCAUCUCUAUAUAUAUUGAAAAUAUGUUUGUCCCUUGUAUGUAAAACAGAGGUUGGCAAUCCCACUCACUGUCUCUGGUCUUACAUGACUAUACCAAAAUACUGGAGUGAUGUCAGGCGUCGCUGCCUUGUGUCUUCCUUGUGGCUUUAUAAGUGUUUUAAUAAGAAAAAAAACUAUGAAGUUUUGACACUUGAAGACAGUAGAAACAUUUUUACUCAUUAGAUUUUCGAUAGAGCCCUGUCAUUCACUGGGUAGCAUUAGAUAAUAAUGGACUAUAUACUCUUGGACUUGUUGACGUCUCCAAAAUAAGUGUUUUCAAAAGGUUAUGGAAACUAUUUCUUCAGUGUUUAUGUUUACAUAUCUACAAUAAUGGAAAGAGUAUUUUCUUUAAAGUUAUAUAUUUGCCUUUAUCAGACAGUGCAGCUGAAGAGAGACAUGAAAUGUGGGGAGCAGAGAGUGGGGGGAAAAGAUGCAACAAAGGGUUGAGGCCAGAAAUAGAACUAGCAACUGCUGCAACAAGGACUAUAGCCUCUAUAUGUGAAGCAAUUAGACAGCCAGGCCAUCAGUGGCCCAGAAGAGCAUUUUUAAUAGAAAUAAGAAUAAGUUGGUCAGCCCUAGUCAUAGCAGAGUACAGGUAUAGAUGUAUAUUUUAGGGAACCUCUAUUUUAGGGAAACAAGAGAGUUCUGUUUUCUUCCUGUUACGGCACUUAACCUAUCUGGUCUUUAAGCAACAUGAUGUCCACAGACUUUUGGCAAUGUUUACAUCGACAACUCAUGACUCUUCAUACUUCAGAUUUAGCCCACGUGUCCUACUCUCCCUCUGUUUGUAGAACCAGAAGUGACGGAUCCUGACGCCACCUCCGCACCUACUCAGCAGGUCCCUGAAGACACAGGUCAGUCCACAACAACUUCUAUCCUACCAUUGGUCAUGUCCUACCAAAACACCUCUGAAUGCAGCAACUGAAGAAGAAAUGUUUCACACAUAAUGUGCUGUACAUGUUCUUUUCUGUGACAUAUAAAAAAGGUUGUCCAUGGGCAAAAAUUACCAAAACAUUUCAGUAAAAUUUUCUUUAUAUCCUUUAUUGUUAAUUUCAUUUGGAAAUACCACAGAAGAAGACAGCAGCUCUGGAGAUAGCGCCAUCCUUCCGGACAAUGGAGGUAUGUGAGACUAAUCUUAUCUAAAUCUGGUAAAUAUAAAAGUAAUUUAACAUUUAUUUUACUUUGAAUCAUAAAUAUUCUGCUGUAUAACUUUUUUAUACGAUUAAGCCUCCUUUUAAAUGAGAACUAUUUUGCAGAAUCAACACCGGACCCUGGCAUUAUAUACUCAACCUCUUCUCCAGAUGUGGAUGAAGGUUUAGGUCCCAUCAUCAUCCUGAUUCCUGUGGUUCUGGUGGUUGUCAUCAUCGGCAUGAUAGUGUGUGGUAUUCUCAUCAACCGCAGGUGGAACAACAAAGCCAGAGAUCAGGGUAUGUCUGUCAGAAGUAGGCGAUCUAUAAAGGGUCAGCUCAUCUGAACAUUUUACUAAAAUUACAAUGUUCUUCUGCCAUAGAGUUGAGAAAAGAGGAUCCUUAUUUGGAUGGGUCAAGUACAGAGAAAGUGCCGAUGUAAGUAUUGACGUUUACACAUGAUUGUUUUGUUGCUUAUGUCAAAUGCGGUUAACUUUGGUUGAAUUUAAGUUUUAAUGAAAUUUGAUAUUUGUUGCUUUCUGCGAUCUCCACUGGGUUUAUGCUGCAUGUAUGAGAGUCCUGUUGAAGUCAAAUAGUGGCAUUUUGGGAACCCUCUUUGUAUGCUGUUUUUUUUCUAGUUAAUAAGUUUAUCAGAUGGCUUGUGCAGUCCUUACUUCAACCAAUUAUACAGUUUAAAAACACUUUUUUUUUAAAAACUUUCAAUCAGAUGAAAUUAUCAGGGCUCUAAAGAUGUCCCUUAUACUUUUGCCGAUGCUUUUCUCAACAUUGAAAUGCAGUUGAAAGGAAACCAGUUAACUAGACCCACGCCAGAGGUAAGUUAAAUGUAGUAGGAAGUCCAGUAGAGUAGAAGUUGUAGUUUACAUGUAAGCUCAGUUAGUUCAUUAUUUGGUUCGUCAGCUAAUGAGUCACUUAACUUGCGAGCUAUUGGAUGGCAGACAAAAAAAAAUGGAAAAAUACAAACAAAAAAACUUUUAAGUGAACGCAACUGCUGGAUGCACAAAAAUCACGUAACAUUUUGUACACUCCAGGCCAAUGUUUGAGGAAGAUGUUCCUUCAGUGUUGGAGCUGGAGAUGGAAGAAUUGGACCAAUGGAUGAAAAAGGAUGGUAGGUAUAUUUCCAUGUUAUAUUUCAACAUUGGCUGUAUCAUAUGGUUGGUCAAUACUUAUCAUUACUGAGGGGCUGUUGCAUGUUUUGAUAACAGCUUUAUUUUCAAACUAUUCAACAAAUGUAAAAUAAAGAAAGGAUAAUUGAAAGGCUGCUCAGCAAGUUUGAUGAUGUAAAAAUAUAUCAAGUGAUGUAGAUAUGUCUGAAUCUACUGUAAGUAUUUAUCAUCUAAUUUACUGUUUUGAGUGUGUUUCUAAUUACACUAUUUUCUCUGAUUGGUCUGUUCAAGACAUACUUCAGACACGGUCCAUUUGUACUGAUAAAGUACAUUUAAAAACAACAGAAGUUGUCCAAAGUGAUUUUCAGACAUUCAUAAAAACAUAAAACCCACUGAAACACUGCCCUCUUUUACUGCAUGUCAUACCCCACACUCCCUCUUAGUGUCGGUCUCUAUCCACUAUCUGAGCCUCCCGAAACAGACAUUAAAUCAACUUCCUAAAAACAGAUCUCUCAUGUUGAGCCAAAAGUCUAGGAACAGAAGUGUAUUUCAUUCAAAAACAGGCUCCAACAAAUGUGAAGGAAGAGCAACCUGGAGAGUCACCCAUGCUUCAGGUUUGCCCUUUGAAAAAGGAGACAAUUUAAGUGUAUGAUAAAGUGUGGGAGCUUCUCCAGCAGAGGUCACUCUUACUCAGGUUUUUAGAAACAGUGAGCGAACAAAGACAGGCAGAGUUCUGUGACACUGUCCUGUUAGAUGUCAAAUUUUCCAGAGUAUGUUUCCCUUUUUUUGUACUUUAUUACUUGUGAAAAUCACUUUUGAUACAGAAAUAAUUGUUUUUUUCUGACUUUCUUUAAGGUGCAAAUGCAGAGGAGUCUAAACUAGCAUGAGUCGAUUUUAUGGUAAGUAAACUUUACACUUCUUACGUAAAUGUCUUGUUUAUGAGGAAACUGAGUUUAUUGACCUCCAUGUGUUGUGAUCACAGAGCUUUUGAGUUACCUUUUGGAAAUGAAUACCUCAGAUAGUUACACUCUGAAACACGUCUUUUUACUUAAAAACAAAAAUGCAUGAAUAAGGUGCAUGUGUAUUUCUGUUUUACUCUUAUAAAUACUUCUCUCCUAAUCUUCAGACUUGACUACUUCUUUGAAAAUAUGAAUAAUGAAACAAAGAAGUUGCAGCAUGAGUAUUUAUUGAUUUAUUCAUUAAGAGCUGCAGGUAUGUUUAUGACUUUCUUAACUUAAAUGCACCCAAAACAAAAAUGCAGCUUCAAUUUUUCACAGUGAUUUACAUUUUUACACCAGGGUCUCUUUGUUUGGUGAGCCAGCUGCUCCCAGUAUCACAGUGAUUCAAGACCUCUUACCCUCUCAUCAUUACACAUGUUACUGUUUGAAAGCACAAACACUUCAAACAUCUGUUAGCGAUUACAACAGGCAUGCAUGGAAGUGUGGUGCAACUUUGCCCAAGGAUAGUCUCCUUACUGAAAGAGCUGGGAAGAUGAGGUCAAGGUCCACUCAGUGAACUGUUGACCAAUGUCAUGUACACACUGCUUUUUCUCAGGAUUUUAUUUCCAAAGCUGGCCAAGGGUUAGAGGGAACUUUCAUUCAACACAGAGGCUCUCUGUACACAUCAGGUUACACAAGAGAGCUCCGCAUAGAAGUAAAUGUAAUGUUACGUCUGCUGUGGUUGCGCAAUGUGAUGCCAUCUACUGCAACAGUGGCGAAAUUCCACAGCAAAUUAAGCACAACAAUGGAUCAGACUGAAAGAGAAAUCAAACAAACACUGGUGUAAAAGUGGCAUAAAUUGUAAGAUAAGUCCUGCUGUCAAAAGAAAAGUGUCAAGCUAAGGUAGUCCAAAAAAACAAACACAUCAAACAAUGAACACAGUUGUCCAUAAUUCUAUGACGAACAAACUUGGUGACAACGCAGGAUAGUUUGUUGAAAAUCAACCACAUUGUUUACAUUUCUCUCAGGCAAUGCAAGCAACACAACAACCUCCACAUCAACACAUUACAAGUGCUGUGAGCAUGUUGACUGAUGGUUGAUUAUUUACCCAUCCUGCAGGAAAAGAGCUAAAUUAGCAUCAUUCUGGUAUCAUGUUUCUGAUCACAAAAAUAAGCCCAAGUUAAAAACUGCUCAGUUUGUGUGUCCACAGAUUCUUCAUCUACAUGCUCCACCAUCCUCACUAUCUAACUGCUUCACUAUAAGCUGUGUGUUGAUUAGUAGUAGUGUGUGUUUAUGCAGAAGGGUGUCAAGAAUUCAAUGAUUGGGUCGGCCUCAUCAUGACCACCCCAGAGAGAAUUUAAAAUAAGAAAACUUUUUGAUUUAGUCGCGAGAGUCUUAAUCUAAAGGCUUGUAAGGCACGUAUGUAAUAAUUUUAAUCUGCAUGGUGUAACUGGUUACUUUUGGUGUUUUCCUGAUAUCUUGUGUAUUUAUUUUUCUAAUGUAUAUAAGUACUACACUAAAGGAACCCCAAAAUGCAUUUCAAUUGCUAGAUUUAGUAGAGUUAGAUCAACACAGCAGCUUCUAAUUCUCGUCUUAGUGCUCUUAUGUCCCAUCAUUGCCGUAGCUCAUCUGUAAAUGUAGUCCUCUGAUAGCAUCAAGGUUAGAGAUAGCUUAUGGUUACUUAAAAAACUGUUUAAAUGGAGCUUGUGUUCGAAAAUACUCACCGGUAAUGUCCACGCUUUUUCUGCAAAUACAUAGCCCUACUAUGACAUUAAAGCCCCUUUUAAAUCUAGAAAUAAUUAGAAAGAAAUAGGAUCUAAAAUUGAUGACCUUACCCAGGCGACACAUUGAAAGUCAGUUUAUGACACCUCUGGUCACAAGAUGGUGUUGUUCAUGCAGUUUGAUGAAGGUAGACUGAGGAGACGCUCAUAAAAACCUCCAAACUUUGAUCUUUUAAGAUGUAACAUUGCAGAUCGCUGAUCAUAAAAGUAAUCAUUUGUAUGUUUGCAUUUCUGGACAUUAGAUUUAAAUCCUCAUUGGCCAUUUUUACAAGUUCUUAUUCUACUGAAGACGCUGAAAUUCCAGAUGGACCACUGCGACUUUAGGGCAAAUUCCCUACAUAGAUUUCUCUCAUCUUUUAGUUUUUCAGAGUGGGCCAUGCCCCCUUGGCCACACCUCUGUUAACACCCCUGCGUACAAGAUGAUUUGGGCAAAACUUUGUUUCCUUUCAUGUUUCAGGUCAAGCGCUUUUCUGCUGAUCUUACAUUGAUCACAGGUGAAAGGGAUUGGCUGUGUCAUGGUCCACAGUGAUCAAAACCCCUUUUUUGUUGGACUGAUGGCUGGAGAGGACAGAAAUAAUGAUCAGAAGAAACUAGACACAACAGGCAGUAACUGUAUUCUAAAAUGACUAGACAUGCACUGUGAGAGAAAGACCAACCCAAGCAUGUUACUUCCUCUAUAUUGACAUUGUUAAAACACCAACUAACAGUAAAUUUUGUGAGACACUCGGCAUAAAGAGCUUCUCUUGUCUGAACUCUUUCUAACAUUUUGAGAAUUUCUCCCUCUCUGCACAUUCAACUCAAAAUUUGCAUUAAGUUUUAAAAAAUUUGAGUCGGGUGCAAUAUUUUUCCAGACUUUCAAUCGGGUUUAUAGAUAGAAGGGCUGAGACAACCUUGUUGAUUUUAAUGCACAUUAGCGCAUCAAUACAAUUUGGUACAAAUGUGUGAGGCUUUAAUUGCCAUAAUCACAUUAUUUCCAAAUGUUGACUGCUUCUGUACCACACAACUCCUCAUAAUAAACCUAAUUGAGUCAAAGCUCCUGUGAAGAGAAUUUAAAUGGAUAUGAAUCAUACUCAGUUAAACAAUGAGGCCUCUUUGUGGCCUAAAUAAGCAAACAAUCGUAAUUCCAACUGCUGCUGUGAGGGGGUUGUCAGACAAACAAAUGCCCUCCGAGGUUAAAGAAAACCUCUGUAAUUUUCCACAGCACAUAUAUUCAUGAUGAACAAGUGUUAAAAGACUUAACACUCAUGCAGGAGUAGAUCAGGGGUAUCACUUUGACCACAGGGGGCACUAUAAUUGGCAGAUUCAGACAGUCUCUAACAGGAGCUUUCAGUGGUUCAGCCUGCAUGUUGAUGCUCUAUGACAGGAGGGGAGAGAUUUUUACAUACCCGUUGUUAUUUCAUGUAAAGAGUAAACACAAGCAGGAAAUCUAUGCAAACUGGCUGAAUAAUAAGUAAAGUUCAACACAACUCUCUACUGUGAUUACAAAGUCUGUCAUUACACUGAGGAUUACAGACGCUUGAUCUCCGUGUGUGUGCGCGUGCAUGUGUGAGUGUGUGUGUGUGACUCUAAUGUUGUCACCUCUCUCUUUUGUGACUCUUUUACUACAGGUCAACAAAGGACACUUCCCUGGUAUGCAAGGACACGCAGCCAACAAUGUUUUGCUGCCAAUUCAGAGUGUUUGACCUUCUAGCAACAUUUGUGACCAGGGGAACUAAUUUAACUGCCAGGAAACAACAUCAUGACUCUUAAAGGACACUUACAAUGGAAACAAACCUGCAAGAGUCGGACUUCGGCUUGUUAGAAAGUAGCUCUGAGUAGUCGGUGUUUUGCUUUCAGGUGUUGUUUCUGCCAUGUUUUGCCUGUUUUUGAUUGUAUUGUUGAAUUGUUGAGCAGUUGUGUGAGGAAAAAUGCACAGCUUUUUUUCUCUUGAAUAAUCAGCCUUAACGAACAGUGUUUAGUUUAGACAUAAAAUCUUUAGUGUAGCAGUAACCAAACAUUCCUCUUCUGCAGACUCGCAGCGUUAAAAGAGUUUGUGGUUGUCUUUAAGAGCGUUGGGCUGUACCGUACCCCACCCCUGCACGUGCAGAUAUGACUGCUCAUAGUUCCUGCUGCUGGUUCCCCUUCAGCUCUUCAUUGUUGUAUCACACUGUGAGACUCCCUACAGCUGCAGGUCUUCAUGGGGAAAUAUCCUGUUGCAGAUGGCAGGCAUGCAUGACAGAGAAGGCCACUCCUUUAUAUAUCUGCACACAGCUUGUUGUGAAACUUUUUUAUUCUGAAACUGAAAUCUCAGAGUGAAAUCAAUUGGAUUCUAUCUCUGUGUCUUUUUUGAUAAAUUAUUGCAUGUUGCUGAACCAGCUUUUUUUUGUAAAAGCUGCUGCUGAUAUGAUUAUCAUCUCAGCAUAGAUAAUAACUCUCUGACUGAAUGCUUCUGCAUCCUUGAAUGUUUUUUCUACAGUUUGGGCUUUUUUAAUUGUUGUAUCAAAGCAGUUGUGACUCUGAUCUCAUUGUGAGUGCAACCUCCUAAAUGUGUCAGUCAGUAUUUUGCAGUUCCUUGCACUGUAAAUAUAAGAAAAUUAUCAACCAAGAGGUAAUAUUGUCAAGAAAUGCCCUCUGUAAAUAUUUCAUACGAGGCUUUAAUAUUGUUUAUUUGCUUAUGAAGCUUUGAAUAAAAUUACAACGGACAAAA
Molecule: messenger RNA, 10314 nt
Organism: Xyrichtys novacula (pearly razorfish)
Lineage: Eukaryota; Metazoa; Chordata; Actinopteri; Labriformes; Labridae
Source: the annotation of a GenBank genome assembly